AUCAACUUUUAGACCAACUGAUGAACAACCCCAAGGGGAUAGUCAUCAUAACCUAACAGCAAAUACUCUCACAGGAGGUCGGGAGUUCGAACCCCUCUGGGCUACUCAAAGAAAUUUUUCUGAUAAUUGCUGGUGCAUGUUUGAUUAAAGAAGGGAUGGUACGUGCAUUGUGACUUGAAACAAUUCGAUGUCGGAUUAAGAAGAGGGUGGUUGAGCCCAUCGCACAUGGAGAGGUAUAUGAAAUCUAGCAAUUGUGUUACAUGCAGGGUAGAAUCAUCUGUGGGACUCAAAAUUUUCCUACAAUCUAUGGACCUCCUUUAACCUAAAAUGUACUGUAUUAAAUACAGAAGUCUAUUUCAGGGUCUAAGCAUUUAAAGUCUUGAUACAAGUCAAAUAAUGACUCUCUCGUGUAAGUUACAGUUUUCCUUUCGUUGGCUCAAGCAUCUGGAGUGAAUGUCGACUUCACAUUAAGUAGAGGCACCUACCUCACGGGAGGCUUUUAGACCCUAAACGUUAAAGCGGGCUCUGUUUGACUACUGUUUUGCUUUGUAUUUUUGUUUUAAUUUGAAACAAAAGCAGCGUUUCUAUUAUGGAGUAUAUUCAACGAUAAUCGAGAAAACAUACUUUAUAAUGUUAUACUAGUCAUAAGAUUUUUUGAAGUAAAAUGACUAAUUAAAAAGGUUACUUAAGAUUUUUUUGGUUUUGGUAUCUUUUUUCGAAAAUGUUUGGAUACUACAAAUUUUAGAAAAUUUUAAGUACAGUACAAAUAAGAAACGAAGCAAAAGCGGUUGUGUGACUAAAUAGAGACUGAUAUCAUCGUGACAUUACUGUCAGUCUCUAUUCAUGUAAAUCAAUCGGAGUUGGAUUCAAAAUCAUUAUUACCCUUAUAUUUAUAUACUCUCUCGGGGCUCCUGCUAGCUUUGGUUUCUCACUCUCUCCCUUCUUGGUACAUAGUAUCUCUUUUGAAGAGAGUUGAAAAAAUAGAAUAAAAAAUGGCUUUGAUUUCAAUUAAGCAUAUGCUCUUGCUCAUGGUCAUACCAACAGCUGCUUUACUCUCAUCUUCCAACAACUCUAGUCUAGGCGCACAAGCAAGGGGCCGUGAAUUGAUACUUGAAGCUGAGGAGUUGUCAUACCUGAUCAGAGUAUUGGCAGGAGGAGCCCUUAACAUGGCGAGAAGAAAGAUAUGGCAGAUGAGUGAGGAUUACAUUGCCAAGUACUACGGAGAGGAAGCUCAAAAAGGUUUCAAGACGGGCAAAAUUACGUUUCAAGAAGCCGACGAGUUGUUGGAUUUGAUGCGCAACACAGCUGCAAUGACAUGUUCAAUCAACUUCUAUUUCUACCCUGCGUAUGGUGCGUGCUUGCCGUGCCAAUCUCCACUGGGAGUGGAGGUGGGAUUGGCAGCUUGCGAUCCAUAUUGUCAGUUGGUGUUGGAUAGCAAUAACAAUGUGGCAUGUCAGUUGCCCUGUGCUAGCAGUCCCAGUGAUACUGUUGGUUAUGGCGGUUACAGCUCCGGCGGGGGUGUUGGUUAUGGUGGUUAUAGUGCCGGCGGUAGUGUUGGUGGCUACAUUGCCGGCGGUGGUGGUUAUGGCUGUGGCCGUGGAAAUGGUGGUUGUGGAGUUGUGAUAGCAGUGGUGACAAUAUUGAUGGGGCUGGUACUUGGUCGCUAAUUCCACAGUUCCUUUAGUGUGUGUGUGUGUUUUUUUUUUUUUUCCUUGUAUUCUUCCAUGCUUGAUUCAACAGUUCAUAAUAUUGCUGAUC
Cornus florida is the source of this 1758-nucleotide messenger RNA. RefSeq lists its product as uncharacterized. The record is from RefSeq and is a predicted model, not a curated record. NCBI's taxonomy places the organism in Eukaryota, Viridiplantae, Streptophyta, Magnoliopsida, Cornales, Cornaceae. The transcript is spliced from 2 exons. The coding region runs from base 993 to 1667 and encodes 224 amino acids.